AGCAGGCCACCCCACCCCCACUCUCGCGCAGGCGCGCCUGAGGUUCUGCUAGGCUCUGUUCGGCUGGAGUCGGGUUGGCUCAGCCCGGCCCUGCGCGCGGACAUGCUACCCUCCUUGCACGAGUCCCUGGACGGGGACGACAAGGAGCUAGAGAGCAGUGAGGAAGGCGGCGGUGGCGGCGGGAACGCGGAGGACCGGAAGCCCCAGCAACCCCCCAGCAGCCACUUCUGCCUCUACGCCUACCUCGGAAGCAGGUCGCCAACCCAACGUGGAGACGGUGAUGAUGGCAGUCCGAGCAGCCUGACUUUGGAAAGCCCUCCUGCUGCAGACUUCAGCCUUUCCUUGUUAGAUACCAAUUUACCAUCUGAAGUAGAGCCAGAACUCCGGGCCGCCAUCUCUAAACGUCUGUCCAAAGGAGCUGUCUUCGAAGGCCUGGGUAAUGUGACAUCGGUGGAGUUAAGUCUUCCAGAUUCCCGGGUCGGUUGCUAUUACUGCCUUUUCCAACAAGACAAACCACUUCUAGAAACAGCAACUGCAGAGUCUGGUCCUGACCUUCCUGAAUAUAUAGCCUGUUUCAUAGGAGGGUCUGAAAAAGGCCUGGAGCUUUUCAGACUUGAGUUGGACAAAUAUAUCCAAGGCCUGAAGACAAACGUGGACAGUGAGGAAGGUAGUGUGGAGGCCUGCACCAAAUCCUACCUUAGCAACUGGUUUGAAGAGGCUGUCUGCCCAAUCCAGAGAGUUGUGAAUCUCUUUCAAGAGAAGCUUACCUUUCUCCUGCAUGCUGCUUUGAGCUACACUCCUGUUGAAGUUCAAGAAUCAGAUGAAAAAACAAAGAGAGACAUUAAUGGGUUCCUGAGUGUGGCCAGUCUCCAGGGGCUUAUUCAUGAAGGGACGAUGACAUCCUUAUGCAUGGCUAUGACUGAAGAGCCACACAAGUCAGUGGUCAUAGAUUGCAGUGGGCCUCAGCCAAAGUUUUCUAAUGCAGGUGAGAUGUUCUAGAGCCCCUUCUGCUGGUUUGUUUCUAAGUCAGAAUUUCCAUGCUGUGUGUGAUAAUAAUUGGGUGAGAACAGAUUCUACAGCUUUUCUUUCUAUCUUCCAUUGUAGUCUCUUAUUUUAAAAGUCU
Messenger RNA from Gracilinanus agilis (Agile Gracile Mouse Opossum), 1123 nucleotides. RefSeq names its product chromosome 4 C17orf75 homolog (gene C4H17orf75). The coding region runs from base 103 to 999 and encodes 298 amino acids. Gene Ontology annotation, cellular component: trans-Golgi network. NCBI's taxonomy places the organism in Eukaryota, Metazoa, Chordata, Mammalia, Didelphimorphia, Didelphidae. The transcript is spliced from 8 exons. The record is from RefSeq and is a predicted model, not a curated record.